AUGAAGUCAACCAAGGUCCCCAAGAGACCCACGCUACAUUGGAACAAAUACAGGCGACAGGUGCUUUGCUGUUUGUAUCGCUUCUUUGUUUGCAGCAAAAAGCAAACCGAAGAGAUAUUCUCCUACAUGUUUCGGAGUCAUCUAAAUGAUCGCGGCAUCCAAGGCUUUGUUCCAUUUACCACACUGAACACCCAGUGGGUUUGGAUGAAGACCAGACGGGAUCCAGUUUGGUCCCACGUGCAUACGAGCACCUCAUUUGACACCGAUGGCGAGUGGAAAGAGAUUAUUGCAAGAAUCAAAUCUGCAGCUAAAAUUUUACGGUUCGAACUCCAUGAGAAGACGGAGGACGACAUCAACAUAUCGCGCUCGAGCUCUGUGGGGUCCGAUGACGAACGGAGUAUUGCACUCAAUGGACCCGCCGCGCCAAUGCUUCCGCAUUCGUUCUCUACUCCGGAGACUCUCGGUCCGAUGGUAUUAGUAUCCCCGAGGCGGGAUCAUGGCUUCGGCGAAAGUCCCAGAGCAAACCAAAACAUCGAGCGAAACGUCGACCAGACCACCAACCGGACUAUUGACCAGCGGAAUGAUCCCCAGAAUGACCCCUACAAUGGACUCAAUAGGCCCAACGAGCCGGUCGUCACUGGCCAUGGCAAGCUCUGUUUCUGGUGCAAACAUGAAGGAGCCAUCUACGAGCCCGAGGAGAUCCAGGAACUGCAAAACGAGGCCUACGAUGACAGUGGAUAUGAGGGUCAUAGUCAUGACAACGAACAUAACAAUCUACAAGACGAUCCUGUUAUGAGAGAGUAUGUCCAAGGACCCAAGCAGUUUACGAGGGAGGUACAUGGUGAAGUCCCCUAUUCGGAUGAAGAAUCACCUGAUUCAGGGAGCGAGGCGUACCUGAUGACACCCCAUGAAGGCCUCUCAAAAGCGCGCCCAUUUUGCGACCCACACUUGUCCUCGCUUUCAAACCUAGAACAAGAGCCUCUGGAUUCUGAGGAUAAUUCAGAUUGGUGCGCUGACAGAGAAAGCCCUGUUGAUUUGACUGGUUUUGGGGCCCCUUCGAUCUCGGAAGACCAGAAUGGCUCCCUUGUCGAUGAUCGAAUUUCCGCACGAGAGGCUCUGUCCAGAUUCAGAUUUCCCCAUACCCGCGCGGGUCGCGAUGAGACACCUGACGACGGCUUUGGUGAGAGGGCGUCGCGGUAUGAAUGGCCCCCAAAUGAUGAAAUAAUGGUGGAAACUCUACGCCAGUUGUCCGUGGAAGCUCUUCGCCAGGUUGAAAAUCAGUCAAACAAUCGCACUCAUCAAGAGAUGGAUGUCUUGAUGUAUGACGGCAAUACCUGGAACCAGGUGUAG
This is a messenger RNA of Penicillium mononematosum, 1350 nucleotides long. RefSeq lists its product as uncharacterized. The record is from RefSeq and is a predicted model, not a curated record. The coding region runs from base 1 to 1350 and encodes 449 amino acids. The transcript is spliced from 2 exons. Lineage: Eukaryota; Fungi; Ascomycota; Eurotiomycetes; Eurotiales; Aspergillaceae.